Messenger RNA from Phragmites australis (common reed), 707 nucleotides. RefSeq lists its product as uncharacterized. The transcript is spliced from 2 exons. The coding region runs from base 118 to 501 and encodes 127 amino acids. Gene Ontology annotation, cellular component: chloroplast. The record is from RefSeq and is a predicted model, not a curated record. Lineage: Eukaryota; Viridiplantae; Streptophyta; Magnoliopsida; Poales; Poaceae.
UGGAAACUUUUGGGACUGUGGCUUAGGUGCUCACUGGUUGUCCUCCGACAAGGGUGUUGGGCUGGUGGCUCGGUUCUGGAUAACGUAAACCAGCGGCGCCAAGCCAUUCUUGCCUCGAUGGCGGGUGCCUGCGCUGUCGCCGUGGCCAACUCCAACUUGGCGCCGCGCCACAGCUUCCUCCGCGUGAGCUGCCGGCAGAGCCCACGCGCGGGUGCGCCCGCUGGCGCGAGGAACCGCGCCGCCCGCGGCCGCGCGCGUCUCUCCCGGCGCGACCCCGCCGAGGCCGAAACGGAAGCGGGCGUGGGGCAAGCCCUGAAGGACUCCAGCUACCUUUGGACAUUGCUGCUCGGAUCCGUUGGUGGUGCCGCGGCUAUAAAGUACGGAAGCAUUCUGCUCCCUGACAUCACGAGGCCAAACAUCGUGCAAGCUCUGCUAAUGGUGUCCCUGCCUGUAGUAGCUGCAGUCUUGCUUUUGCUCAAAGCGAGCUCCACUGAGGACUGAUUCAAGGACUCCUUGUCCAAGUUUGAGAUUACCGUAACUUCUUAGAGUUUUACUUUAAUGGUAUCUUGUAAGAUGAAAAUUUGAGACUAGAGUUGAGUAAUAUUUCGAAGCUGUUUGGUGUGGUGGUCAUGGCCACAGCCCACAGUCAGUAAAAACACUUGAUAAGUGCUGCAUAUAAGAAGCCUCGUCCAAAUAUUUCAGGGGUA